This is a messenger RNA of Xiphias gladius (swordfish), 3331 nucleotides long. It is a transcript of the gene tbkbp1, whose product is annotated as TBK1 binding protein 1. Gene Ontology annotation, cellular component: cytoplasm. The transcript is spliced from 9 exons. The coding region runs from base 1 to 1920 and encodes 639 amino acids. The record is from RefSeq and is a predicted model, not a curated record. Lineage: Eukaryota; Metazoa; Chordata; Actinopteri; Istiophoriformes; Xiphiidae. Gene Ontology annotation, biological process: canonical NF-kappaB signal transduction.
AUGCAGUCUCUGUUUGGCGGAGGGGAGCUGGGGCUGCUGGGAGGAGGCGGCGACGCAGGGGGCCUGAAGGAGGAUGGCUGCGGCAGCGUGGCGUGGCACUCCUCGCCCCUGCCCUCCGACGAUGUCUACUCAGCCUCACACUUUGCCCUUAUCACAGCCUAUCAGGACAUCAAGACGAGGCUGGCCUGCCUGGAGAGAGAGAACACCAGUAUCAAGAGGAAGCUCAAGAUCUACGAGAUCAAGUUCCCUAUGAUCAGCGAGUUCGGGGAGGACGCCAACUCCUACUGCUCUUUUGAGAGCAAGGAGACGGCGCUGCUGCACUCCGAAAAUGGCAACCUGCAGCAGAGAGUCAACGUCCUGACCCACGAGCUCCAGAAGAGAAAGGAGAGAGAGGAGCAGCUGGAAGACGUGAUCCAGGCCUAUGAGAAGAUUCACAUGGAGAAGAGCAACCUCCAGAGGGACCUGGACAAGAUGACCAGCCUGGUGGAGAAGCAUGUCGAGCGUAUCCUGAACCUGGAGUCAGCUCUGAGGCAGAGAGACAACUCCCUGCAGAAACUCAACAUGCAGCUGCACAGCAAAGACAUGCAGUACCUCCAGCUGCACGCCGGCCCAGACACACACAUGCUGGACUGUCCGGCCCUGACCCUUCAGAGCUCCCGCAGCCUGGACGCCCUGUCCGACCUGAAGCUGCAGCGGCUGGAGGCCGAGCUAGAGGGGGCACGGCACGAGGCCCAGGGGGCGUGUCAGCGGGAAGAGGAGCUGAAGGCGGAGUGUGAGAGACUGAAGGAGGAGAUGAGACAGCUGCAGAACAGCCAGAGGGAGAGGGAAAUGACUUCCCCGUGCAAGCAGUGUGAUGUGGAGUGGAUAAAGAAGGUGGGAGAUGAGCAGGUGAAUUUGGCUCUGGCCUACACAGAGUUAACAGAGGAGCUGGGGCGCCUCCAAGCACUGAGCUCCAAGCAGACGGAGAUCCUGAGGAAAGCCUCACAGGAGCAGGCUAGUCCAGUUCAGCGCCACUCUCCCAUCCACCACCAGCUCCACUCUCCAGUAUCUCAGCGUCACUCGCCCAUCUCACAGCGCCAUUCUCCGGUCCCGCCUCCUCCACACCACUCCCCAAUCCAACAGAGACGUUCCCCAGUACUGCAGCGCCUCUCACCAGACAUGCACCGCCGCUCGCCCCUGCUGGACGUCAACAAUGGGCCGGCCUCUUACUCCUGCCGGCCGCCCAGCCAGCACCUGAGGGCCAGCUUCCAGGGCCGUCGAAGUUACUCCGAGGUUGCCGACCCCUCGGCUUACCAGUGCCCACCCCGCUUCUCUCUGGACCCUGUCUCCACCCUGCCUAAGCCACGGCCGUACGUUGAGGGCUACCCAAAACAACAGCCCCAACAUGUGGGCUCUCCUCACGGUGGACUGCAGCACAGGGGUUCCCCAUCUCCCCAUCAAGGUGGUGCAGGAGGAGAUGGAGGCCUCGGGGAGGGCUCCAUGCGCCACUCCAGGGAGAUGCCAUUCCCACUAUCUGAGGUUGCCCACCUUCAUUUUGAGCCCCCUCCUCCUUCCACACCGGCCCCCCAGCCCCCACAGUCCUCUGAAGAUGAGGAGGAGUGGACCUGCCCACAUCCCAUCAGCCCACCGCGGACGCUGGGAGUGCUUUCUGCUGCAGUGCCCAGCGGUGUCAUGAGAGGCCCAGCGUCCUGCUCAGCCUUCCCCAUCCCUCAAAGGCCUAACACCCUCAGCUGCCACCCACAGCCCGGGUACAUGUCAGCAGAGCAUGCUCAGUCCUGGCCUUCAAUCAAUCUCUGGAUGGAGACCGAGGAGAGCGACAUGAGGAGCUGCCCUCUCUGCCAGCUGAUAUUCCCCGUCGGUUACCCCGACGACGCCCUCAUCAAGCACAUCGACUCCCACCUGGAGAACAGCAAGAUCUGAUUGCCAUGGCAACCAGCCCGCGCACACAUCUGCUCUCUCCUCUUAUAGAUUAUGUAAGAGAUUGGCAGACCUGGACAAAUGGAAAGUCAACGCAGAAUCAACAGGCGAUCGAUUUAGAACCAGUUAGCUACGUCGUAAAGCUAUAGGCAGGGAUGCAAAAUGGCACAGGGGCCUGUUUUGUUUGGGAAGUACUUAAACACGGGUCCGUCUUGGAUUUGUGAAUCUACAUGCAGAGUCCUUUACCAAUUGCCCUUAGGACAGCUCUGCCUGUAUAAUCACUGGCUCUGGUUGCUGCUGUUUUGUUAUGAGUCUUGUUGUGUGGUUUCAGACAGUUUCAGGUAUCGUGUUGUUUUUAGUUUCACGGUGUAGUACACUUUGAACAGACUUAGUACACUUUAGAAAAGCAAACCGAUGAGGUAUGAGAGGAGGGCUGGCCAAUUCAGGAGCUCCGCACGUCAAAACAUUAGUUUCAGUGUUUCAAGAGUAAAUGAUCAGGGAGAUCUGAGGCGUCGUUCGCGAGAGACUAUUCUUACCACUUAGCUUUAAAUCCCGUACACCUGCUUGGAAAUUUUUCUAUCUCAAACACAACUGCAGUACAUGUUGCAGAGGAUUCUGUGCAGUAAGUGCCAAGGAGAGUGAUCUGGUAGAAGCCGGCGUAUUGAAAUGAUCUGACAGACAUACAUAUUGGACGGUGACACGUCACGUGAGUGAAGAUUUUAAGUUUUGAAGUGGUGAGGGAAUGACACUGUGAAGGUAUUAUGACUGACUGUCGACCGGGGUUUGACGCCAGUUCACUUUCACUUUUCUAAAAACAAAGAUGUAUGAUUUCCAUGGCAGUUAAAGCAUAAAACAUUCCAGUCUCACGCGUCAUCAGCUGACAAAUCAACUGAGAAGCUAGAGAAUACAAAUGUGAAAGUACGCUUCGAUCAGCCCGAAGGCGGUUUUACCCUAACUGAGUCUUGAUGGUGCCCUGCAGGGCGGGGCCCUGAUCUUGAUGCGUCCUCUCUAGUGGAGUGAGUGGAGGGAAAUUUUAGUCAGAAUAUAACUUUAUGCUUGCAGCCUGUUCAAAAAUCUAAGUAUCUUAGCACUUUAAGUUAGCAUAGCCAGUGUACAAUGUACCUAGUUCAGUCCCCAUAUAUAUUUUCCAUGUAUAAUUUACUAUUUAUACUGUCCGUCUGCAAACGCAAAAAAAGAUAUGAAGAUAUAUUUUUGCAAAUGUUGAUGCACCACACGUCUCGUGUUGGUGACAUGUUUCUCCCAUGUGCUUGCACACUACUGCAUACAGAGGAUUCGAAGGUCGAAAUCCCACCGCAUUGGGUAUUUUUCUCCAUAGAGACUUUAAAUUAUCAACUGGGGUUUCUCCUCGGUCUUACUAAAGAUCUGACCUUUCGUAAACAGUUCUGAUGUCACG